Messenger RNA from Sander lucioperca (pikeperch), 2717 nucleotides. Its product is annotated as nucleolar transcription factor 1-B-like. The coding region runs from base 303 to 1685 and encodes 460 amino acids. NCBI's taxonomy places the organism in Eukaryota, Metazoa, Chordata, Actinopteri, Perciformes, Percidae. The transcript has 16 exons. The record is from RefSeq and is a predicted model, not a curated record.
GUGACGCUCUGCAAAGACCCGCCUACCAAAAAUGGAGGCAUUUCACACAUGUUGUCGGCUCAAAAACUGCAGCAUAAUGUGGAGUUUGUAUUCUGCAGAAAAACGUAACGGCAACAACGCCAGUUAAUGAAUAUAUAUUUAGGUCAAAUAUCGCUUGGUUUUGGUUAAUUUUCAAAACCUAAGCUUGAUUUUUUUUAGCUAACUAGCUAUUGUUGUUGUACAGUUUCCGGGAGUCACAUAGCUAGAUCGACCUGAAGUUCUGCCCAGUUUGCAUCCAGCUACCAAAAGACUUUCUGGGGAAAAUGAGUGGAACUGAGACUGUGACUGAAGAAUCUGGGUGGACCAAGGCAAACCUCCAGAAGCUUCUCGCUGCAAUGAAAACCAGCAUCCCAGAACAUGACAUAAUGAGCGCAUAUACCAAAGGACUGAAGAGUGUGGACUGGAAUGUGGUGGCUUUCCCCCCUUUCUCUCCUGAAGCAUGCCAAGAAAAGUGGAGAGAGAUUUUGCAGAAGAUGCGAAAGACUCGCACCCUCACAGAGCUCAUCAUUGAAGCUGAAGAUGUAAUUUCCAAUCCAGUCAAGAAUAUGAAGAUCCAUCCAGAGUUCCCAAAGAAACCCAGCCCUCCAAAUGCCAUUUUUUAUGAGGAGAACUGGGCCAAGUUUCAUGAGAAGCACCCAAAUAUGAGCCGCCGAAAGGUGUUCAGGCGCCUAAUCAAGAAGUACAAGGCACUCUCAGAUGAAGAGAAGGCUCAGUAUGUGGAGAAAUUCGAGCUUGCAACGGAGGGAUACAGGAAAAAGAUGCAGCAGUUCAGGAAACAAAACAAAUUACCUCCCUGCCGGGAGCCCAAAGCCUGCCAGAAGAGGAAGAGACUCUCUGCAGACACUCCCAAACAGGGCGAAGAGGGUACUAAAGUUGCAAAGGACCUGCCUCCCAAGCCUCCUUUCAAUGGUUAUAAUCUAUUCUGCAAAGAGCAACGUGCGUCCAUGACGGGUUUCUCUGGAAAUACCUACGUGAGUGUCUGGGCCCAACGUUGGCGAGAUUUGACUGAGAAACAGAGGGACGAGUACAGCACUCGCUGCAGAGAGUUGAAGAGACAGUACUCGGUCAUGCUGAAUAAAUAUCUAAUGACUUUUGAUAAGGAGGAGCAGCAGCGCAUCCUAAAUGAGAAUGGCAUCAAAAGACCUCAUGAGCAUAAGAGCAUUGUAAAAAAAGUUGCACGGAAACUUCCUGGCGAGCCCAAGAUGCCAUCUCGAUCUGGUAAUGUCAUUUUCUGCAAAAAUCAGAUGGAACUUCUGAAGGAGAAAAUCCCAAACUCAAAUGAGCGUUUCACCAAGGUCAACCAAAUGUGGCAUGCCCUCUCCGAUAGGGAGAAGGAACGCUACAAAGAGGAAGUAUGUAAAAAAGUUAAUAAAUACUCGAUGGAGCUGCAGAAGUGGUUUAAGACAUUGCCAGCAGCAGAGCAGGAAGCUUAUCGAAUACGUAACCCCAGUAAAUUGCAAUUCCUUAUUGUCAACCAAAUGAAAGAUGACAGAGAAGAACCAUGUGGAGCUGCGUACAGACCAUCAGAUUCAGAAGACGAAGAUAUUGAGGACAGCAGCAGUGACGAAGAAGAAGAGGACAAUUCGGACUGUUAUGCGGUCGAGGAGGAAGAAGACAACGAUGUCAUCAUGUUUAAGGUGUUUUAAAUGGAGAGGAGAUGGACAGCAGAAGCAGCACACACUCAUGUUAACCUCAGAGCUGGAAUCUUCAACUUGGUCUGUACAAAGCAGCACAUUUGAGAUGAUGGGCAGUCUCUCCAGUGGCUGUCUUUAAUGUCACAUUGUAUCGUGGCCAUUUUGGCUGAAAGGUUGCCAUCACCAGUACUCCUAUUUAUUGUGCCACAACCAAGGUUGGAUUACAAAGUGCCUGAGGACCCCAGACCCCCAGGGGCCACACAAAAAUCCCGGGUUUACAUACUAUGUGGCGAUUAGUUGGUUGUAAUGUGAACAAUUGUAAGACUGUUUGGGAAUAUGCACGACUAAAGCACAAUUUAGGGUUUAGGGCCUUGAAGUAUUACAUUUAGAAAAAACAAACACCCUUAUAUAUUAUAUACGGGUUUAACAAUCAAGUGAUUUAUUUUUUUUUUUUAAUCUGCUUCAAAGGAACUAAAACUGUAACUUUGGCAGAAAAUUGUGUGUUCAUGUAGGCUCCCAUAGUAAGAAGCUAAUUGAGAAUUACAUGUCUGGGUCCUUAAAGGUUAUUAUCAAAUUUUAAAGACUUGUGAAAAUAGGAUCCCUCUGCAAAGAUAAUGUUUCAAGACCAUCGUUAUUUCAUUUUACUUUGGUUGGUUGAUUGGUGAAAAAUGGAAGGAUUAUAGGGGCCCACAAGCGGAUUAAUCUGGCCUUUAUUGCAACAUAAUGCAUCUGAGCUAGUCUAUAAAUUAAGACACUUUAUUGUAUCAUUACUCUGCUAUUUUGUUCUACUUUUAAACAAUGACAACAUGUAUACAACUAUUUUAGAGAGAAAGCCUGACCAGGAGAUUUAACUGUCAGUGCUCAGAUUUGUCUGAUUUUAUAUGUGAUGGGGUCAAAAUGAUGUUUUUGUUUUAAUUGUGUGGAAAAACAAAAUAACUUACUUUGUCAAGCAUUGUUUUUUUAUUGAUAUAGACCCUUGCACAUGCUGUUGUUUGGAUGUCCCAGAAAGAAGAGAUAUUUCCAAUAAACUUGUUACAUGUUAAA